This is a messenger RNA of Scophthalmus maximus (turbot), 1232 nucleotides long. It is a transcript of the gene mesd, whose product is annotated as mesoderm development LRP chaperone. The record is from RefSeq and is a predicted model, not a curated record. Lineage: Eukaryota; Metazoa; Chordata; Actinopteri; Pleuronectiformes; Scophthalmidae. Gene Ontology annotation, biological process: protein folding. The coding region runs from base 36 to 692 and encodes 218 amino acids. The transcript is spliced from 3 exons.
CCAGCCGAGCCAAUCAGCGCACACCAUCUGUAAACAUGGCGUCCGACUCCAGGUUGAGAUGUGUGUCGCUGCUGCUCUGCGCCCUCUUGCUCUGCACUUUAGCGGCCGACAGCAACGAGAAGCCCAAGAAAAAGAAGGACAUCCGCGACUACAACGACGCAGACAUGGCGCGGCUGCUGGAACAGUGGGAGACGGAUGAUGACAUUGAAGAAGGUGACCUCCCGGAGCACAAGAGGUCCCCUCCCCCCGUCGAUUUCUCCAAGGUGGACCCCUCGAAGCCCGAGGAGCUGCUCAAGAUGUCCAAGAAGGGCAGGACGCUGAUGGUCUUUGCGACAGUGUCGGGGGAUCCCACUGAGAAGGAGACGGAGGAGAUCACGGGCCUGUGGCAGGGCAGCCUUUUCAACGCCAACUUUGAUAUUCAGAGGUUCGUGGUGGGUUCCAACAGGGUGAUCUUUAUGCUGCGGGACGGCAGCAUGGCUUGGGAGGUCAAAGACUUCCUCGUGGCCCAGGAGCGCUGCAUGGACGUCACGGUGGAGGGACAAGUGUUCCCCGGGAACGCCGGCGGGAAGGACGGUGCCAAACGGAACCAGAAGAACCAAGUCAAUGCCAAGAAGAAGAGCAAGAAGAAGGCGGAGACGAAGAAGCCGGACUUUGAGGGGAACAGCGCCAGUCAUCUGAAAAAUGAGCUGUGAUGGAAUUAAGGCAGAGAGAGAGACGAGGAGCCAUGGGUCCUUUCGUCUUCAGGCUUCAGACAUGUGUAUUCUAAAGACCAAGAUGUGGGAGGGGCCACAUGAAGAUGCAGUCUGUGGUUUGAGUAAACUAACUAACGUGGACCGCAGAGCUGGCAUCACUUUCCCUCCAGCUCUGCCUCACCGACAUGCCGCAGAGACGAGUACUUUCUUCGAAUCAUGCUCCUGUGGUCACAAGCCUUUUUAGAAUCUGUUGUACCAUCAUCGCUGACUGGUGUAGUUAUUUUUCCUUUAGAUAAUCAUCAAAUGAAAACCAAUGCACGCAGGCACAUGUCUUUGAAAGGUACUCGGCAAAACUAAUCAAACUUUUUUCUGUGCCCAGAGCCAUGUCAGGAACCGGAGGCGGUCGUUGUCCGGGUCCUGGUCUGUGUCAGACUUUUUUCACGUCCAGCAGCACUUUGAGAUUUGAUACAAAAGUAAUGCCCACAUUUUCUGUUUGAUUUUUUCACUGGAUAUGAAAAUAAAUUUUUUUUAUGUAAUCUA